Cadophora gregata is the source of this 312-nucleotide messenger RNA. RefSeq names its product Histone H4. The coding region runs from base 1 to 312 and encodes 103 amino acids. Lineage: Eukaryota; Fungi; Ascomycota; Leotiomycetes; Helotiales; Ploettnerulaceae. Gene Ontology annotation, biological process: nucleosome assembly. The record is from RefSeq and is a predicted model, not a curated record. Gene Ontology annotation, molecular function: DNA binding; structural constituent of chromatin; protein heterodimerization activity. Gene Ontology annotation, cellular component: nucleosome. The transcript is spliced from 4 exons.
AUGACUGGACGCGGAAAGGGCGGAAAGGGUCUCGGCAAGGGUGGAGCCAAGCGUCACCGCAAGAUUCUUCGUGACAACAUCCAGGGUAUCACAAAGCCUGCUAUCAGACGUCUCGCUCGUCGUGGUGGUGUCAAGCGUAUUUCAGCCAUGAUCUACGAAGAGACCCGUGGUGUUCUCAAGACUUUCCUCGAGGGUGUCAUCCGUGAUGCAGUCACAUAUACGGAGCACGCAAAGAGAAAGACAGUUACGUCCCUCGACGUUGUCUACGCACUCAAGAGACAAGGCCGCACCCUUUACGGUUUCGGAGGUUAA